AUGACAUCGUCAAUAGAGCUGGCGUCCAUGCCAGUAAUCACUUUGGAACAAGUCCGGCCACUCGGCUUCUUGUUCGUCACUCUUUUGCUUUGCUGCUAUUUGUUGUAUCAGUGGCUGCUGCCCAAACCGAUCCCAGGAAUUCCUUACAAUGUCGAGUCGUCGCGAAAAAUCAUGGGUGAUAUCCCAGCGCUGCUUCGCGAGAUCAACGGCACAGACAAGACGUUUAUGGACUAUAUUAUCAAACAGGUCAAGAGCCACGAUUCGCCCGUCAUUCAAUUGUUUUUGAGCCCCUUCCGGAAACCCAUGGUCAUCAUCAAUGACUUUCAGGAAUCGCAAGACUUGCUGAUGCGGCGCAAGGAAUUCGACCGCUCCGAGUUCCUGACUGACCUCUUUGGUGGCGUGUCUCCCGAGCAUCACAUUAUGAAACCCACCAACAGCUCCUGGAAAGCUCACCGCCGGCUGCUGCAAGAUCUCAUGUCGCCGCCUUUCUUGCAUCAGGUCGCCGGCCCAAAUCUAUACUCCAACGUCAACAACCUCAUCAGUUUGUGGAACUUCAAGGCCGAUGUUGCUCAGGAGAGGCCAUUCUCGGCCACUGAUGAUAUCUAUGGCGCCGCACUCGACGCCAUCUUUGCUUUUACCUUUGGCAAAAGUUUCAAAAGCAACGCGACAGCACCAAACAUGCAUCUACUCCAGGGACUGAGCGCACAAGACAUUUCCAAGCUACGCGGGGACGGCAAAGACCAUGACAAGCCAUUGGAAUUUCCCCAGGCGCCGAGGGACAAGGCCGUGACGGCGACGUUUGACGUUGCCCACGCAAUUGAACAGGUCAAUGGAAAACCGUUUGCCAAGCUCAUCUGGAAGUACGUGGUUGCAAGAAAGGAUCGAUUCAGUACCGCGCUCAGGUUGAAAAACGAGUACAUUAAUGAUGAGCUCAAGGCGGCCGUGGCUAGGAUUCAGAAUGCCGACUCGGACGUUCGGUCGGCCGUGGAUCUCAUGGUGCAGAGAGAAACCAAGAUUGCAGCAAAGGAUGGACGUGCUCCAGACUACUUUUCUCAAGUGAUGAUGGACGAGACUUUUGGGUUUGUCGUGGCAGGACACGAGACCACGAGCACAACAAUUCUCUGGGGCAUGAAGAUUCUGGCCGCCAACCCAAGGUCCCAGACAAAACUCCGCGAGACUCUGCGAGCCUCAUACUCGGAGGCAUUCAAGACAAAGCGCAGCCCGACAAUUGAUGAGAUUACAGGGACCGACAUCCCCUAUCUCGAUGCCGUCAUGGAAGAAAUUCUCCGCUGCGGAGGUACGGUCCCCGGCGUGGACAGACAGGCCACAUGCGACACUGAGAUCCUGGGAUACCCCAUCAAAAAGGGCACCGUCGUGCUAUGUUCGGGCAGAGGCGCCAGCAUGCUGGAGCCCGGUUUCGAUAUUGACGACAGCAAACGGAGCGAGACGAGUCGGCUCGCCAAGACGGAGAACCGCAUCCGCGCCUGGGGAAACGACGACAUUGGUGCGUUCAAGCCCGAGAGGUGGCUUGUUGCGGCCCCAUCGUCGGAAGACUCGACCGAGACCGCUUACCACUUUGAUUCCACCGCCGGGCCACAGUUGGCAUUCGGUCUGGGCUUGAGGUCGUGUUUCGGUAGACGUCUGGCUUAUCUUGAAUUGAGGAUAUUGCUCACAAUGAUUGUCUGGAAUUUUGAGUUAUUACCCUGUCCCGAGGACCUCGCCGGCUUCUCCGCGAUUGCAGGCAUCACUUACAAGCCAAGGCAGUGUUAUGUGAGGCUGCGCAAAGCAAUCUAG
Pestalotiopsis fici W106-1 is the source of this 1794-nucleotide messenger RNA. RefSeq lists its product as uncharacterized. The record is from RefSeq and is a predicted model, not a curated record. The transcript is spliced from 2 exons. Lineage: Eukaryota; Fungi; Ascomycota; Sordariomycetes; Amphisphaeriales; Sporocadaceae. Gene Ontology annotation, molecular function: monooxygenase activity; heme binding; iron ion binding. Bases 1 to 1794 code for a protein of 597 amino acids.